AUGCUCUCGACCUUCGUCGGCCACGGCCUCUUCCCGCUCGGACUUCUCUUGUUCAUUCUCCUCAUGCUUCCGGCGCCAUGCUUCCUCGCGGUGCGGAUCAACGCCUUCAUCGAGGUCCUCCUCUUUGCCUUUGAGUUUGCCGGUCUCUCCCUUAUGGCCUGGCUCCUCUGCUUUGGUAUCAUCAUUCUCGUUAAACAAGCCUCCGUCGGGGUCUGCAUCGUUCUCGACGACGACGCGACGCAGGCCUUCAAAUGGGUCGUCCAACGAAACUUUUGGAUGGGUGUGAGCACCGCCAUGACGUAUCUGGCCGUUGGAUUCCUUUACUACUUCAAGAAGCAAGUGACCGAUAUGACCUGCCGCCGCUAGAAGAACGCGUCGCCGGCCUCUUCUUCCUGUGCUCCAUGCAUCCUGCAUAUAUGUCGUCGUCCAAGAGACAAGCAGUCAGCGAUACGUGUUGUCGCUUCUUAAUAAAACCAAAACUCGACGAUACUCAC
Messenger RNA from Saprolegnia parasitica CBS 223.65, 494 nucleotides. RefSeq lists its product as hypothetical. The record is from RefSeq and is a predicted model, not a curated record. The coding region runs from base 1 to 366 and encodes 121 amino acids. Lineage: Eukaryota; Oomycota; Saprolegniomycetes; Saprolegniales; Saprolegniaceae. The transcript is spliced from 3 exons.